UGACCUGGGGCCCUGAUGGCGAACUUCAAGGGCCAUGCACUCCCAGGGAGUUUCUUCUUGAUAGUUGGACUGUGGUGGUCAGUGAAGUACCCGUGGAAGUACUUUCACCAAAAGCGGAAGAGCAGCCGACAGCAUCAGUAUGAGCGUCUUGAGAUCAUUGAAGCCGCAAUCAGGACUUUGUUUUCGGUCAUUGGAAUCCUCGCAGAACAGUUUGUUCCAGACGGGCCCCACCUCCACCUCUACCAUGAAAACCACUGGGUGAAGUUAAUGAAUUGGCAGCACAGCACCAUGUACCUCUUCUUUGGUGUCUCAGGACUUGUUGAUAUGCUCACCUAUCUGGUCACGCACGUUCCCUUGGGGGUGGACAGACUGGUUAUGGCUAUGGCAGUAUUCGUCGAAGGUUUCCUCUUCUACUACCACGUCCACAACAGGCCUCCCCUGGACCAGCACAUCCACUCAUUCCUGCUGUUUGCUCUGUUUGGAGGGUGUGUCAGUAUCUUCCUGGAGGUGAUCUUUCGGGACAAUAUUGUGUUGGAACUUUUUCGAACCAGUCUCGUUAUUCUCCAGGGAACCUGGUUCUGGCAGAUUGGAUUUGUACUCUUCCCGCCUUUUGGUACACCUGAAUGGGACCAGAACGAUGAAGCAAACCUCAUGUUCAUCACCAUGUGCUUCAGCUGGCACUACCUGGCUGCCCUCUGCAUUGUGGCUGUCAACUACUCUCUUGUUCACUGUUUUCUGACACGGAUGAGGAGACGCGGAGGAGGAGAAAUCAUUGGGAUUCAGAAGCUGAAGUCAGAUCACACUUACCAGACGGCACUCUUGAAUGGCUCAGAUGAGGAAUGAGCAGGCCACGCAGAUGGCGGAGACAGCCCACUGAACAGCCAGAGUGAAUGUAGUUCGCCCUCUCCACCUUAAUGCUCGCUGUGGUCUGCUCUUAAGGUCUAUACGUUUGCAACUCCUCCUUUAAUACAAGAUUGGAGGUCCUAAAACAGGAAAUUAGGCCUUCAGUGUUCUGUGUAACUUGCUGUUUGGAUUUUUAAACACAAAGUCUGUGUUGGUGCAAUAACCUUUAUAA
Carlito syrichta (Philippine tarsier) is the source of this 1075-nucleotide messenger RNA. RefSeq names its product transmembrane protein 45B (gene TMEM45B). Lineage: Eukaryota; Metazoa; Chordata; Mammalia; Primates; Tarsiidae. The record is from RefSeq and is a predicted model, not a curated record. Bases 16 to 843 code for a protein of 275 amino acids. The transcript is spliced from 5 exons.